UCUCUCAGCCCGCGCUCAGUUUGUCUUAUUAUCGUAUAUUUUUCUCUUGCUGUCGGUUUUCCUUCUCUCCUUCUUCUUCUUUAGUCAUGUUUUCGUCUUUAUAUAUCUUGUUAACUCUUUUCCCGUUCCAUAAUUUAUCAUUCUCUUCUCCCCUCUGUCUGUGUCUCUCUCUCACGUUCUUUCUCUCUCACUUCCUCUAACUUCAUGCCUUUUUUAUGUAAUUUUAUUUUCCGUCAUUUUGUCUCUUUCCAUUUCCUAUCUCCUCAACCUCACUAUCUUCAUAUAUUUGUUUACAUAUCAGUCUGCUAGUGUAUAUAUACCAUUAUAUGUAACUCUUCUGCCCUUUUAUUUAACUCUCUGUAUCUCACUGCACUCAUUGUUCAUCUCUCCCUCUCUCUCUCUCUCUCUCUCUCUCUCUCUCUCACUCUCUAUUACUUUCUAUCUCUCGUUCAUUCCCUCCUUCACUCUCUCAUUCUCUUCCUCUCUCUCUUUCUCUGUCCCUCUCUUACUUUCUCUCUUUCACUCGUGUGCAUCUUAUUUCGUCUUUUCAUCUUGCCUGUCUCCAUUCUGUGCGCCUGUCUCUGUCUCAGAAUAUCAAAAUAUUUCUCUGUGUUGUCUGAUUAUAUCCCUCUUGUAUCAAAUCAUUCCCUCUCUCCCCAUCUCUCUCCCUCUCUCCCUCUCUCACUCACUCUGUCUCUCACUCUGUGCCUGUUUCUCUUCCUCUCUAUCUAGCUAUCCAUCUAUACAUCUACCUUUUUAUCUCCAAUUAUUUCGAUCGCUCACUUAUAGUAGUUAUAUUGGCGAUGUGUGGGACUUCGCACACAUGUUAGAGUCAGAACUCUAUGCGAUAUAAAGGCGUUAAACAAUCUGUCUACAUCUUUGGAUUUCUACAUGACGUACUACUUGUUCCCCACUAUAGCUUAAUAGAAGGCAUAGAGAAAAAGUAAAAGAAAAAAUAAUAAACAAUCAAACGAGGCAAAUAUAUAAUAAUAUUAAUUGUACACAAUUCUUUUGACCAACAAAAGAAAUCCACCGAAACAUAAAACAACAAAAAUAUAACUCCAGCCGCAGAAAAAUUCAGGCAAAAUCAUUGAAUCAAGAGAAUCGACUGCGACAUAAAGGUGGUGUUUCGACAGUCGUUAUAGAAGUAUUUCGUAAUAAAUCUAUCAUCCAGGGAUGUUAAUACUUCGAAUCUGACCAAACGAUAAAUUUUUUUUUGAGAAUAAUAAUAAGAAAAUACGGACAUCAAAAUAAGCAGAAAUCAGCGCAAUGGAGAAAGACGCUGGUACUGUGUCAGUAGAUGUGAACCAAUCAGCGGCGACGUACGAAUCCCUGGUUACGCCAUCGGCAGCAACGUAUGAAUCACUGAUAACACCCGAUCGUGUUGAACGACCCGAUCACAUUCCGGUAUUUGCUGAAGACGAAGACGGAUAUUACCGAGGCAAAAACAAAUUCAACGCACACAAAAAAUAUGUACCCAAGAUAUCGUACAGACAUUUUUCCCUGCCCUUUCGUCGACGGGAACUUGUCGUCCUCUGUUCAGGAUGUCUACUCAUGUGUAUUGCACUCACGCUGAUAAUCACCGGAGCCAUUCGAGUGCACGGCUGUAGUUGUCCGGAUUUCAUGAAAUGUUUCGGCGGAAGUGAUAUGUCCUCCUAUUCUGAAGACGACAUUCAUUUGAUACCAUUAAGGAAUCUUCGGAAUCUAACAGGUAGCACGCUAAUGGACUUCAACUAUGCCCUGGAAAAGCCAUGUAAACAGUCUUCCACAGGCGGAGUGAACGGCAGCAUGGAGGGAGAUUCCAGUUAUGCAGUAGACGGAGAUUUUAAAACCUGUUCACGAACUGAUGUUGAACAUCGCCCAUAUUGGCAAGUGAAUUUGAACAAGGUGCGGCAAAUACGUAAAGUUAUUCUAAUAAGCAAAGACACUCACACAUCUCCGCAACGAUUCGACGUACAUGUUGGAACCAGCCCGAACGUAACUGAAAACCAAGUUUGUAAGCGAUAUCACAGUGUUCCGUCAACUCCACUUGCCACUAUAUUCUGUGAAGAAGAUUUGAGUGGAAGAUAUGUAGGCAUAAUCUUGAACGGAACAAACGAGAAUGGAACCGGUAGUUUGGUAUUAUGCGAAGUUAUUAUCUACCAAGAAUGAUACCAGGCUGGAAGCAAGCAA
This is a messenger RNA of Octopus sinensis (East Asian common octopus), 2172 nucleotides long. RefSeq lists its product as uncharacterized. The record is from RefSeq and is a predicted model, not a curated record. Bases 1270 to 2151 code for a protein of 293 amino acids. NCBI's taxonomy places the organism in Eukaryota, Metazoa, Mollusca, Cephalopoda, Octopoda, Octopodidae. The transcript is spliced from 9 exons.